AUGGAAGCGGAGGAUAGAAGUGGAAUACUAAACGAAUACAUAGAAGGAAAAAUGGGGACUGGCGCUCGAGGUCCUGAUGGAAUGCCAGGUGAAGCAGGGGCCCAAGGUCCAAAGGGAAAGAUCGGCGAAAUGGGAGAAACCGGAUCUCGUGGCUUCCCUGGCAUCCAAGGACCUUCUGGACCCCAAGGAGCAAAAGGGCCUCCUGGAGACUUGGGACCCCAAGGCUCGCCAGGCCCACCAGGAAUUUUGGGAGAAAUUGGACAUAAGGGACCUCCUGGCGAAGCCGGACAGCGAGGACUUCCGGGAGAACCUGGCAUGAAGGGUGAUCUUGGUCCACUGGGGAUUCCUGGAGAGCAAGGACUGGUCGGCCAACGGGGAGAACCUGGUCUUGAAGGAGACAGUGGCUUAGAGGGACCAGAUGGACUCAAGGGUGACAAAGGACAACCAGGCCCAGAAGGGGAACAUGGAGACAAAGGGCAAAGUGGGGACCAAGGGAAAGAAGGCCCCCCUGGCGUUCCAGGAACCCCAGGUGUCCGAGGUCCAGAAGGAAAACCUGGCCAUCAAGGAGAAAAAGGCAAAGCUGGACUUAAGGGGAGCAAAGGUCAUGAAGGACAACUUGGAGAGACGGGCCCACCUGGACCUACGGGCUCAAGAGGGACCCAAGGCCCCAAAGGAUCAAGAGGUACCCUCGGACCUAGGGGACCUCCUGGCCAAAUGGGUAUCCAAGGAGAGAUGGGAUUAAAAGGCUAUCAGGGACACACGGGCUCACCAGGCCCCAUUGGAUUUCCUGGACCUAAAGGGGAAAAGGGUGAACAAGGUGAUGAUGGGAAGAAGGAAGGACCCCCUGGACCCCCCGGAGAGAGAGGUCCCACCGGCAACAGGGGAGAUCGUGGGGAGUCUGGAGACCCUGGUUAUCCUGGACCGGAAGGAGUUGACGGAGAACGAGGAAAACCUGGGCAGCAAGGUUUGCCUGGACAUCCAGGCCCCUCAGGAACCCCAGGCCUGAAAGGAUCCAAAGGCACUCCGGGUUCUCUUGGCCUGCCAGGCCCCCAAGGGGUCAUUGGGCGAGAAGGACAAGAGGGCACUUCUGGAGUUGAUGGGAUUCCUGGAAAAGAUGGCAACCGUGGGCAAAAAGGUGAACAAGGUGAGGAUGGGGAAGAAGGCACUCUGGGAAUGCCAGGGAAAAGAGGGAACCUUGGAGUCCCUGGAUUACCUGGAGCACAAGGCCCCACUGGAUUCAAGGGAGAAAGAGGUUUGUCUGGAGAGAUUGGUCCAUUGGGGAAAAGAGGUUCUCAAGGUGGAAUGGGACUCCCUGGGACCUCCGGUGAUCCAGGGCCCAAAGGACAGCCGGGAGAUUUUGGGGAAUCUGGAUUUCCAGGGAUUGCUGGAUUCUUCGGCCCAAAGGGACCACCUGGAGAUCUUGGCUUCAAAGGUAUCCAGGGACCUAAAGGGCCCCAAGGACUCUGGGGUCAAGAAGGUGUCAUUGGUCCAGUUGGGAUUUCAGGUCCACCAGGAAAUUCUGGUCCUAAAGGAGAGAAAGGCAGCCAAGGUGAAGCGGGUCUCCAAGGUCCAAGGGGUAUCGCAGGCCCCCGAGGACCUCCAGGCCCCCCGGGCCCACCAGGAAUUGAAGCUGCAUUUGGGCAAGAUGACUUCGAUGCAGCUUUCCACUCCAUGUUGACUGCCAGCGCUGCCUUCAGGUCUGAGAGCUACGAACAGAUGGAUCUUCCGGCGAUGGAUCAAGAAGGGGAGAUCUUCAAGACCCUGCACUACCUCAGUGUCCUCAUCCAGAGCAUCAAGAGACCCAUGGGGACCAAGGAAAACCCUACCCGUAUUUGUAAAGACCUCAUGAACUGUGAACAAAAGAUGCAGGAUGGUGUGUACUGGAUGGACCCAAAUCUUGGCUGUUCUUCAGACAGCAUUCAGGUCACCUGCAACUUUGCCCAAGGAGGUCAAACCUGCCUCAACCCUAUCACAACAUCAAAGCUGGACUUCGAUAUUGGAAGAGUACAAAUGAAUUUCCUUCACCUCUUGAGCUCUGAAGUCGUUCAGAACAUCACUAUCCAUUGCUUGAACAUGUCGGUUUGGCCGGAAGGACCGUCCGAAGGGGCCUCUGUAAGCUUCAAGGCCUGGAACGGGCAGCUCUUCGAACGGGGAGGGCAGCUCACGCCGGAUGUUGUGGUGAACCAUUGUAAGAUUCAAGACAGUCAGUGGCAUCACGCUCUCUUUACCUUCCGGACGUACGACAUCCAACGGUUGCCAAUUGUGGGCAUCUAUAACCUUCCACCAAGCAAACCAGGGAAGGAAUAUUUCCUUGAGGUUGGGCCAGUGUGUUUCCUCUAGAAGUCAACUUUCUUGGUGCUCCACCCAUUGGCUUCUUUCAGAAGAAAGGCUGCGUCUUUGGCCAAGAGACUUGGCCACCUGGAGCCAAGAUCUGGGCCUUCAGCACUGGGACCAUGUCAAAUGGGAAAGCCUUUGCAGAUCCAUCAGCCGCUCCAUCUCGACAUGGGGAGAAAAGGUUUGGAAGAACCCAGGGGACUGAAGCGACUUCAGAGAAGGCCAGUUGAAGUAGACAUAUUCUCCACACAUGGUUGGACUCUUUCCCUUCAGCCAAAGGAGGAAAGAAAAAAAAAAGUUGCUUGCAGAAAACCCAAAUCAUUCAUGCAGUUUUUGGGUCACCAAGCGUAACAUUCCGGAACCCAGGUCCUUUUUCCUUUUUUUAAGGUUUUGCUGGACAAGACAGGGGAAAAAAAUCAAUGUUGCCAUCUUCUUAUGUUGAGAUUAUUUUUCAAUCUGCUCACUGUUCUGGAACAGGAAGGAUUUUGAUGUGCAAUAUUAAACAGAGAGAGGAGAAAGAGAGAGAGA
Molecule: messenger RNA, 2862 nt
Organism: Notechis scutatus (mainland tiger snake)
Lineage: Eukaryota; Metazoa; Chordata; Lepidosauria; Squamata; Elapidae
Source: RefSeq, a predicted model, not a curated record